Messenger RNA from Lottia gigantea (owl limpet), 1473 nucleotides. RefSeq lists its product as hypothetical. The transcript has a single exon. Bases 1 to 1473 code for a protein of 490 amino acids. NCBI's taxonomy places the organism in Eukaryota, Metazoa, Mollusca, Gastropoda, Lottiidae. The record is from RefSeq and is a predicted model, not a curated record.
AUGCAGCCUCUGAAAACUCAAAAAGACUCAGCACCUGGAAUUUCCACCUGGCAGCACGAAUUCCCGUCCGUUAAUCAGUCGGCACGGCGUCCAAAAACGGCUAUCGGGAUGAAGAGAGCUAUGUUCAGUCGUUCUUACAAGUAUCUGAACCGUCCCUUCACGGCUCGCACUGCACCAGCUACCAGAGGAUCCAACCAAUCCGAAAGAGAUUCUAUGAUGAGUUCCAACGAAACGUUGUCCUCGCAUAACAUAAGUGACAAUGAACGUAAGGAAAGCCAAACAACCAGCAAGCAGGCCCAAUUCGGGGAGUCUAACGAAUCAGUUGGAUACUCCAGCGAGGAUACUUCGGAUUUGGGCAAUUCUUUUAAUGAGAACGAUUUCGUGGCCUCUCGUUAUAGAAAGACAACGAAAUGCGGAUCAAAAGAGGAUGGUGACGAAGCUCUAUCAGAGGAAACGCGCCAGGGAUGCCAAUUAGUGCCAACGGCGCCGCAAGUAAAGCAAGAAAAUGACUUAUUACAACCAGAAUCUCAAAAGAGCUGUUACAUUAAAAGACCGACGACUCCAAAAUCACCCCUUCUGAUGACUAGACGGAGCUAUCCUCUUGGAAACCGAGAUGAACCUUUGAACGAUGAUGCUAUGCCAUCAAGUCGGCGGCCUCAAACAGCAAGACCCGUCCGGAGAGGAUCGAUCUAUGGAAGCCAGCAACGUUAUUCAUCAGAUGGUUCAUCUGUGGGAACUCCACGUGUCAGACCGAAAACUGCUUUUCCCGCGAGAAAACAGAGCAUCACAUCGACAACACUAUCUUUGAAUGUGGUCGACAUGUCUCCCCGAUCCCGACCAGUUACUGCAAGAACUAAAGAUGGAAGAAAACAGUGUCAUCAAAAAGCCGAUACUGAAGACCUUCCAGAUACAGAUUCAGAAGCAACUUCUGGUCCAAAGACAAAUAAAGUCUUCACCAACAGUUUCCCUGUCCGGAGACGUAAGUCAGUUUCUGGAAAUGUGUCACAGCAAUCGUCAAAAGACGACGAUACCGGAUCGCCGAAAAGUGGAAUGUCUUGUUUGGAAGAUGGAAUCGAAGGCGAAUGCAUAACGCCUCGAAAUCCGACAGUGUCAAUUCUACGUCGACCAAAAUCGUCCCUUGGUCACGGAUUCAUUAGGGCAUCCCCCGCUACUAGUGAGAUCAAUGUAGUGGACAUGUCAGAGGCAUUAGAUGAUCCGGAAACGGCUGUAAAGAUGCAACAGCGAAGGAGCUUUAAACCGUUAACCAGAGCCAUCAUGGCUUUGAAUCAAACGAGACGACUGGUGGUACAGAAUUCAUCCUUAUCUCGAAGUUUGGAGACAAAAGGAAUCCUGUUGCAACAUGACGACUUAUCUAAAACAAAAUCGGUUACACAGGAUGUUGUUCCGGUGGUUCCAGAGAAUCCGGUAAUGAAGACUAAAACGGUGAUCACUUUGGAAAUACCCCAAAUUUAA